Molecule: messenger RNA, 1857 nt
Organism: Knipowitschia caucasica
Lineage: Eukaryota; Metazoa; Chordata; Actinopteri; Gobiiformes; Gobiidae
Source: the annotation of a GenBank genome assembly
AUGCUUACGCCAACUUUAAUUUUGUAUUACUUGGCGUUUCCUCUCCCGGCCUGGUUCGUGGAUUGUUCGGAUUGUAAUUUUGGGGCCGGACCUAGUUUUUCUUCUGUCAACUAUUCAUCCGGUGUGGUCCUCCUCCGCGACACAGGAAGCCCCGCGCCCUCUGUUGUCAUGGCGACCUCAGAUAUGGCGGAGUCGUGGAGGAACUGCUUUGAGGAGGAGCUGAUCUGCCCCAUCUGUCUGCACGUGUUCUCGGAGCCCAUCCAGCUGCCGUGCAAACACAACUUCUGUCGCGGCUGCAUCGGCGAGGCCUGGGCCAAGGACACCACGGCCACCAGGUGUCCCGAGUGUAACCAUGGAUACGCCCAGAAGCCCAGCCUCGAGAAGAACCACAAACUCAGCAACAUUGUGGAGAAGUACAACGCUCUGAGUGUGGAGAAGAAGCCAGCCUCUGCAGUCCUCCAGUGCAUCCUGUGUCGUCGUGGUCCUCCUCUGGCGGCGGUGAAGGUGUGUCUGCGCUGUAACGCCCCCUGCUGCCAGUCUCACGUCCAGACUCACCUGCAGCAGCCGUGUUCUGCCCUGGGGCACGUUCUGGUGGACGCAACUGCCGUGAAGGCCUGGACCUGCCCCCAGCACGACGAGUACCGCCUCUACCAUUGCGAGCACGAGCACACGGCUGUCUGCCAGUACUGCUGCUUCACCAGGUGUCACCCCAACCAUGGGCACGCUGUCAGUGAUGUGGAGCUGAGGAGGAUCGACAUGAGGCAAUCUCUGCUGCGUCAGCAGGAGAAGGUGGAGGAGAGAGUCCAGGAGAUCGAGGAGCAGCUCUGCAAGCUGGACUCUGACAAGUGUGUGGUGGAGGACCGUGUGUGUGAGCUGAAGGAGGAGGUCCGUCUGCAGUACCAGCGUAUGCACCAGCUGCUGGAGGAGGAUCUGGUCCGGACACUAGAGGCCUUAGACCGGGCCCAGUCCAGGUUCUGUCAGGAAAACUCUGCCCAGGUCCUGGUCCUGGGGGAACAGAGACACGAGGCCCAGAAGAUCCUCAGCUCCAUCAACACAGUCUUUGAGAAGUCGGAGACGCUCAACUUCAUGAAGAACACCAAGCCGGUCAAGAUCCUGUCAGACAGAGCUCAGACCUGCGUGGGAAGCACUCUCCCUCCGUACAAAGUGGGAAACCUCAACUCCAAACUGUUUCUGUCGGAGAUUUCCAAGAGAGAGAAGAGUCUGCGCAGAACUCUAGAAGCUCCUCUGACUCCGCCCUCCGCCUUCCUUCAGUCCGUCACCUCGUACUCGAGUGGUUCGGCAGAGAAGCGUAAACAUUCGAGUGCGUUUCCGGAGCCGUCGUCAUCAUCCUCGUCAAAACCGUCCUCCUUCAAAGACUCGUCCUCGUCCUCGGCUCCCAAACAGCCGUACCUGUCCUCGUCCUCCGCAGACGCCCAGACCACGGCACCACAGCCCGGCCUGGCACCUGCCUGCAUCAACGACUCGGCCACAUCCUCGUCCCAUGUCUUCAGCUCCGCCCACUUCCCCGGUGCCAGCGGCAGCAGCAGCGGCAGCAGUGGCGCCUCGCAGCUGUCGCAGUACGGUGGCCGUAAGAUCCUGGUGUGUACCAUGGAUAACUGCUACUGCUCUGGAGUGCCCUCGGUGUCAGGGCACAGAGGCCAUGCCCCCUACCCGCGUUCAGGCUCCUUCCCCUGGGUCAGUGCGCAGGAGUACCCCCCUCCCCCUGGCCUCAGCAGCACCGCGCCCAUGCAGGGGCUCGCGGUGCGCGACUGGAUCGACGCGUCGCAGACGCACAGACAUCCGGACUUCUACGGGCUCUACGGCCAGCCCGCCGCCAAGCACUAUGUGACCAGCUAA